Molecule: messenger RNA, 761 nt
Organism: Aethina tumida (small hive beetle)
Lineage: Eukaryota; Metazoa; Arthropoda; Insecta; Coleoptera; Nitidulidae
Gene: RpS7
Product: 40S ribosomal protein S7
Exons: 4
Coding region: 148-720 (190 amino acids)
Biological process (GO): rRNA processing; translation; ribosomal small subunit biogenesis
Cellular component (GO): cytosolic small ribosomal subunit; small-subunit processome; ribosome
Molecular function (GO): structural constituent of ribosome
Source: RefSeq, a predicted model, not a curated record
UUCAAGUUGAUCUGUGUGCAUCUCCAUUAAAAUAUAACUCGAAAUAUACUGUACAGUGUUUCUACACACGAUUCCACUUUUUUGGUUCGCCGAUGAUCGACAUUUGUUUGUGAUAAUUUGUGAUUAAACUUACGGGUUAUUUUGAAAAUGUCGUCGAAAAUCAUAAAGUCUGGUGGUGCGGAUCCCGAUGAGUUUGAAGGCCAAGUAGCCCAAGCUCUUCUCGAGUUGGAAGUUAACUCGGACCUGAAGGCCCAACUCAGAGAAUUGCAUAUUACCAAGGCAAGAGAGAUUGAACUAAACAACAGAAAAUCUGUAAUCAUCUAUGUUCCCAUGCCUAAACUGAAGCAAUUCCAAAAGAUUCAGACUAGGCUGGUCCGUGAGUUAGAAAAGAAAUUCAGUGGAAAGCAUGUUGUGUUUGUUGGCGAGAGGAAGAUCCUCCCCAAGCCCACCCGUAAGACCCGUCAGAAGAACAAGCAGAAGCGCCCACGUUCUCGCACACUGACUGCUGUGUAUGAUGCCAUCUUAGAAGAUUUGGUAUACCCAGCUGAGAUUGUCGGUAAGAGAAUUCGUGUGAGGUUGGAUGGUUCCCAGCUCAUUAAAGUUCAUCUUGACAAAAAUCAACAGACCACUAUUGAACACAAGGUGGAUACAUUUGCGUCUGUCUACAAAAAACUGACAGGAAGGGAAGUUACUUUUGAAUUUCCCGAACCUUAUUUGUAAUUAUAUACAAAAAUGUAUAAUAAAUUAAAAUUGACAUAAAA